GCUCUCGUUGUUUGUUUACAAGCUGGGAACUUCCUGCCUUAGUAGCUUUGUCCAAAGUAAGCUAACCAGUUGAUUCAACUUUAUCUUUCAAGAUGGGAUGUGAUGGUGGCACGAUUCCUAAAAGACACGAGUUGGUGAAAGGCCCCAAAAAAGUAGAGAAGGUUGAUAGAAAUGCAGAGCGAGCUGCCAAAUGGAAAUACUGUGCCUUGAGCCAGGAGAAACUCAGACGCCCCAUUGUUUCCUGCGAGAUGGGAAGACUCUUCAACAAAGAUGCUAUCAUUGAAUAUCUUCUGGAUAAGACUGCUGAGAGACCCAAUAUGGAGGUUGUUACUCACAUCCGUGGGAUUAAGGAUAUUAAGGAGCUGAAUUUGACUGAUAACCCUGAGUGGGCGGGAGAGAGAAGUAAUACUAAAGGAGACGUAUAUGAGGACCUCCACUGCGGCAUGUUCAUUUGCCCUGUUGUUGGGUUGGAGAUGAAUGGCAAGCACAGGUUCUGUUACCUGCAGACUUGUGGCUGCGUCUUUUCUGACAGGGCCCUGAAAGAGAUCAAGACAGAUAUCUGCCACAAGUGCGGGGACUUGUUCAAAGAUGAGGAUCUUGUCGUGCUCAACGGCACUAAGGAGGAGGGGGAGAAGCUGAGGGAGAAGAUGGAACAAAAGCGGGCCAAAGCCAAAACUAAGAAGUCAAAGAAGAGCAAAGCAGCUGAAACAGUGGCCACACCAUCAGAGUCAAAAGACGACACCAAAGGUCCUGAAGUGGAUGGAAAGGAGAGCUCUCUACAAACUGAUGGUGAAAGCAGCCAGUCAGAUGUGGCCGGAACCUCCAGCUCCACUGAAGGCUCCAAAUUGUCGAAAUCCGCCGCCAGCAAGAGAUCCGUCCAGGAAAUGACAGAGAAAUCAGAAGUCUUCAAAUCCUUGUUCACCACCCACAGCUCUGCCAAGCGAACAAAAGCUCAGACAUCCAACUGGGUCACCCACACCCCGUAUCACUUCUAGAAGCUAUCACUCACAGCAAAGGUCGCCGUUUUUAGAUUGCUCCACAUAAUGCGACCCAUUACUGAUAGUUCUACACACCCAGCAGCAUCACACAGACGCACGCUCAUUACCCACAUGACCUGUAAUAAUGGCCCCAAAAGUCAGACUCAGUUCCCACUCGUCCCUUCAAUCCCCAGUAGCCCAGUGUUUACAUGUUGUGAACAUUUUGUUAAUAGCUCCCAAAGCUGUUCAGGCUAUGUGUUUUGUAACUUUCCUCCCCCAUGUAUUACCCAGGAUCCUCGUGUCCUUCGUCACAGGUGCUCUGAGGAUUGAUGCUUAGCUGAGUUUAUCAUCUCUGCCGCUCUGCUGUCUCCUAGUGGAGCUUUUCAGAGUGAUCUCUGCAGGAUUCAAUAAGUCGAGGCAGGUUCUGUAUAUAGGCUUGAAUUCACUCUCCAAUUAGUGCAAAACACUUCAAAAGGUCUCCAUCUUUAAAGCAGGUCCUGCUGUGUUGUUAAGUUUAUAUAUUUUAAAUAAAUUAAAACCAUUUGGUCAUUUUCACCCCCUCUUCCUUAAAACUUCUAUCAGUUUAAACGUUGCCCACAUUCAUAGCAGUCGACAUUUCAGUAAUUGUAUUCAUUUUACGUUUUAUUUUAUAUCUUUAAAAGUUGGUUAAAAAUUACUUUAAUACGUAAAUAAAGUUAAAGGCAUCUUCCUUCUUAAUUGAAACUUCUGAUACUUUUAAAUCACAACUGACACAUACAAAGACCCACACAACUAGUGUAGCAUGACAAUAAAACAUUAUAUUAGCUCUGUGAUCCUCCUCCCUCUUCAGCAUAACAAGCUUCAACAUUUUAAAUGUUUUUGCUCCAGUUUAUUGGAAAAUCUAGCAAAUUAAAAUGUCCAUGCCUUCUUCAGACAUUUCUUUUUUUUUUAGGGGUAUCAUAAUGUGUUCUUCUUGUUGGCUUUUAGACAACAUAUAUUUUUUCCUGCAUGUAACAAGCAAAAUAAAUGUUAUUCAAUCUGAUUAAUUUGA
Messenger RNA from Gymnodraco acuticeps, 2007 nucleotides. It is a transcript of the gene rtf2, whose product is annotated as replication termination factor 2. Gene Ontology annotation, biological process: site-specific DNA replication termination at RTS1 barrier; mitotic DNA replication termination. The transcript has 9 exons. Gene Ontology annotation, cellular component: nucleus. The record is from RefSeq and is a predicted model, not a curated record. Lineage: Eukaryota; Metazoa; Chordata; Actinopteri; Perciformes; Bathydraconidae. Bases 93 to 995 code for a protein of 300 amino acids.